AUGCUGGAAUGGAUUGUUACAAUUUGCAUCCUAACAGCAGUGGUCUUAUUCUGGCCAGUGACAAUGUACUUCGCAUCCAGCAGCCAGUCGCCCGGGCUGCUCAGCGGAUUAGGGAGGCGAAUUUCUCGAUGCCAAAUAAAGCGGCCGGACAGGUGCGUCUCCGACUCCACGGCGGUCCCAACAGCGACGAUAGCUGCAAUGGGCGAAGCAGAGACUGUCGCUCUGAUAUGCAAGCCCUCUGCUCUGGCGAAGUACCUGCACAAGCACUGCGUGACGUUCUGUAAUUUUGCAGCCGCCUCGAGAUGGGACUGGCGCGCAAACCCGUUCCUGCAGACAGUUUUGGGCGCCUGCUGGCCGUCUGAGAGCGCUGUCCACUUCGUGCGGGAUCACCUGCAGAUGAGCGACAGCGGUCUCGUAGCUCUGGACUGGGCAGUGGCGGGCUCGGCGCCUCACAAGCGGAGGAGGACAUCGAGUAAUUCCACGAGCCCAGUGCUCCUGAUCAUCCCGAAUUCCUUCGGGAAAAUCACCUGGAAUGUGCUAAAGCUGUGUGAUGUGGCUCUGAGUCACGGCUACGUCCCCGUGGUCUUCAAUCGCCGUGGGCAGAACGGCACGCCCCUCAGCACGCCCAGGCUGCAGCAGUUCGGAGACCCGGCGGACCUGCGGGAAGCGGUGCGGUACAUCCGGUACCGGCGGCCUGUGGGCCGGCUCUAUGCGGUCAGCGAGGGCACGGGAUCAGGGCUGCUGCUGUCCUACCUGGGGGAGUGCGGCUCCUCCAGCUACCUGACAGCCGCCGCCUGCCUCUCACCGGUGUUCCGCUGCCAGGGCUGGUUCGAGAGCUCCCCCUGCUGGCCCUUCCACUGGGUCCUGUUGCUCUACCAGAAGGCCUGCCUUAGCAGGUACAGGACAGCGCUGGAGGAGGCCACGUACACGGACUCCCUGUUCUCCUGCAGUUCUCUAAGGAGCCUGGAGGAGGCGCUGUUCUGCCUGCCAUCGGGCAGAGAAGGGGGCGGAGCCGGGUGCAGCUGGGAGGAGUACUGGGAGCGUAACGACCCCCUGCGUGACGUGGAUGAGGUGGCGGUGCCCGUGCUGUGCGUGUGCAGCCGUGACGACCCGGUGCGGGGCGAACCGAGCAUCACCCUGCCCUUGGAGCUGUUCGAGAGCAACCCCCACUUCUUCCUGCUGCUGACAGGGCGUGGCGGGCAUUGUGGCUUCUUCACGCCCGGUGAGGGAGAGGGCGGGGUACCGUGGAGCCACCGUGCCCUGCUGGAGUUCUUCCGCGGCACCACGGAUUUCUUUGCUGGCGAGGAGCGUGCCCAGCUGGCUGCCCGCCGGCGGGGCCUCAGGGGCGGGGUCAGUGCUGUCACCAUCGGCAACGCCAGGGGGUUUCGACACCGUAGCAUUAGCACCUGCAAGAGGCUUCCGGCCUGCUCACACAGCAUCCACGCCAUUUACAGCUGGCAAAGGUCCUACACCCGGUAACCCUGCGACCCUUGAGGCAACCUUGAACCAGGUGACCCUACUCUGGACAGUGCAGGGUCUGAACCAGGUGAGACAGUGCCGGUUCUGAACCAGGUGACCCUGCUCCAGACAGCGCAGGUUCUGAACCAGGUGACCCUGCCACAGAUGGCACAACAGUGAAGAGUGGAAGUGGACCACGCUGGUGCUGGAUUACAGCCCCCAAAGCCUGCAUAGUGGGUGUAGCCCAAUCCGUCCACAGUGUCUGAUUGGACAGGCUGUAUGAAUUAUCAUUUGAAUAGUGAUCUGAAGAGGCAACUUCUUCAACCCUGAUUUAGACAUUUACGUAUUUAAUGUGGACACGUUCCAGACCUCCCAUUUUUAAACUGAAUGAGGCUCUCCAGGGUCUAAAGAAUGCUGAAUAACUGCACAUCCAGAGAUCACAGCCUUGUACCUUAUAUACACACACCUAAAUAGUGACAAUAUAUAACACACACCCUGAAGUGCCUCAUUACUUAUUUAGCCUUUUAUGAUACCCACCUGUCCAGUUUUCAGAAAGCUCAAUGGUUCUGUAUGACAGAGUAUACUGUGGAUCAGAGGUCAAUCCAGCCUUAUCAUAUGAUUUAGCUAGGCGUUCCCCUGGACG
Messenger RNA from Megalops cyprinoides (Indo-Pacific tarpon), 2101 nucleotides. RefSeq names its product protein ABHD15-like. Gene Ontology annotation, molecular function: short-chain carboxylesterase activity; monoacylglycerol lipase activity. NCBI's taxonomy places the organism in Eukaryota, Metazoa, Chordata, Actinopteri, Elopiformes, Megalopidae. The record is from RefSeq and is a predicted model, not a curated record. The transcript is spliced from 3 exons. Bases 1 to 1479 code for a protein of 492 amino acids.